This is a messenger RNA of Polypterus senegalus (gray bichir), 807 nucleotides long. RefSeq lists its product as uncharacterized. The transcript has a single exon. The record is from RefSeq and is a predicted model, not a curated record. The coding region runs from base 1 to 807 and encodes 268 amino acids. NCBI's taxonomy places the organism in Eukaryota, Metazoa, Chordata, Cladistia, Polypteriformes, Polypteridae.
AUGCCUUCAACAAAAUCAAAUCAGAAAAAAUCUAACCAGAAUAACCCUGAUGUUUUGAAACUACUGGAAAAAUACAAGAAGGAAAGAGAUGAGGCCUUUCAAAAAGAAGAGUCACUCAGAGACAAAAUGAAGCUUUCUGAAAUUAUAACAAGGACUCAUGCUGAAAGUCUUAAACAUAAAGUUCGAGAUCUCACUGUAGAAAACAAAGAUCUGCGUAGAACAGUGAAACGACUAAGAAUUGAAAUGGGACUUGAAUAUGACCCUAAAUUUAAGGGAAAAACAACUAAGGAUAUCAUUGGCAUGCUGCGGGAAAAAGAACAGCAGAGCAGUCAUCUGUCUGAGGAAAACAGCAGUUUAAACCAUCAAAUCAAUCAGCUUACAACUGCAUUAAACUCAAAUGUGCUAGUUAGAAGAACACUGGAAGAGCAACUGUCUUCUGUUCAAUAUGAAAUGAAGGAGUUAACAAAGAAGUACGGUCGUUUGCUAAAACUGUGGGAAGACACAAAAGUGCAAAGGCAUGAACGGGUACUCAUGACUAAUUUCCCUGGGAUAACCCCAAAAAUUUCACCUAAAGAGGUCUGUGACAAAUCUGUGCAGACAGUAACCUCCAUUUCUCAGUACCAGAGGUUUCCAAGGACAAGCUCCUGGGAGCUUGUUCAGUUCCAAGGUGAAUCAGAAAAACUGAAGAAGAAAUUCCAAGACACAUUAGGGAAAACUGGGGCACCUAAACCUCACACUAAAAGUGAAAACAACCUUUAUUCAACUUCUAGUACAGUUAAGAUCACUUACAGAAGUCUUCAUAACUGA